AGUGAAGAGAUAUAUUUCGAUGAUGGUACCGAAGAGUUUUCAUUCAUAGCGGAUAUGGAUUUACCAACUAAACUAUUAAAUAUAACGGCAACUGAUAUUUUUGCAUCAGCAUAUCAUUCAGCAUUAUUAAAUGAUAAAAACGAAUUUUAUCAUUGGGGAUUAUUUUCAAAUAUUGUAUCAGAAGCACCAAAUGUAAUAGAAAUUAAAGAUAAUAAUAAAAAGAAUAAUAAAAUAAAAGAUGCAUCAUUGGGUGGUAAUUUUAUAUUAAUGUUAACAAUAGAUAACGAUUUAUAUUCAAUGGGUAAAGGAUCCUAUGGUGUUUUGGGUUUAGAUAAAGAAAUGAAAGAUUUGGAAGUGGAGCCAAAAAGAAUUGAAACUUUAAAGAAUAGAAAUAUAAUAUCAUUAUCAAGUGGUUAUGAACAUUCAAUAGUGACUACCGACAAAGGAUUGUUUUCAUGGGGCAGAUCCGACAAGGGUCAAUUGGCUAAUGGAGAGUUGAAAUCAGAAAUUAAAGAUCAAAUUAACUAUAGUUCAAAACCACAAUUUAUAAAGAAUUCAGAUUCAACUUUUAGAAAUAUUAAAAAAGUUUGUUCAGGUAGUGAUCACAGUUUAGUAUUAAAUAAAGAUGGAACUGUUUAUUCAUGGGGUCACGGUUAUUUUGGUGCUACUGGUCUCGGAAAAAAAGAUAAUGUAGCAACACCAACCAAAAUACAAUUCAACAAAGAGUUGGAGAACAAAUUAGUUUUAGAUAUCGCAUGUGGUGGUUACCAUUCGCUAAUUUUAACAUCCGACAAUGAAAUUUACUCAUUUGGCUGGGGAGAGUAUGGUCAAUUGGGUCACAGCGAAAAUGACACAAAGAAUUACUAUUCACCAAAAAAGAUCGAAUCCAUCAACUCUUCCACUAAAAUCAAAUCAGUUUUUGCUGGUAGUCAUGCAACAUCCUUUUAUGUAGAUGAAAAAGGUGAUGUUUAUUCAUGGGGCUGGGGUGAAGGCGGUACAUUAGGAUUCGGUGACAAUCAAAAUGUUUAUGUCCCAACUCAAGUUAAAUCAUUGUCAAAUAUUAAAAAAAUUGCCGCUGGCUUCAAACACACUUUGGCUUUAACAAACGAUAAUCAAGUUUAUGUUUUUGGUGAUAACACUUUUGGUCAAUUAGGAUCCAAACAAAACAAUGUUUUUGAAGAUCCACAAAACGAUAACCAAGACGAUUCAAAUAAUAUUAUUAAUAAAAAAUCUCAAUAUAAUAUAAAUAUAAAUAAUCAUAAUAGAAAC
Messenger RNA from Dictyostelium purpureum, 1269 nucleotides. RefSeq lists its product as uncharacterized. The record is from RefSeq and is a predicted model, not a curated record. The annotation marks the transcript as partial. Lineage: Eukaryota; Evosea; Eumycetozoa; Dictyosteliales; Dictyosteliaceae. The transcript has 3 exons.